Aedes aegypti (yellow fever mosquito) is the source of this 1326-nucleotide messenger RNA. RefSeq names its product UPF0415 protein C7orf25 homolog. The record is from RefSeq and is a predicted model, not a curated record. NCBI's taxonomy places the organism in Eukaryota, Metazoa, Arthropoda, Insecta, Diptera, Culicidae. The transcript has 2 exons. The coding region runs from base 104 to 1222 and encodes 372 amino acids.
ACUGUCAAACAUCAUCAGUUGUGUAGAAGUGCGAUAAAAAUCAACCUGGUAGCCUUUUGUUGCCGUCGCGUGAUUUUAAUCUUCCUGACCCUGCAAUAAAAUAAUGGACAAUGAGUACACCCUGGAAGAACUCACCUCGCUGGCGCAGGAAAAAAUCGACCUCGGCGGGAAAUUGCUGCAAGAUUUGGCCAAGUGCGACACGGUUGACGGAGUGCGAAAAAUUUCCAAGAAAAUCAGCCAGGAGCUCAAGUUUCUCAACAAGGUGAAGACGGCCAAAACGGUGUCCAUCAACCAUAUCCUGUGCAGUAAUUUGACGCACUUUGCUUGCCUGGUCCAGUGCCUGCUCAGCUGCCAAGACGUGAUCCAUGUGGAUUAUCCACUGCCCCUGGAGGACCGUGGGUCUAAGCUACGGGUAGAUAUCGUAGCCGAUGGAGGGGCAACCUGGAUCAAAGUCAUUGCCCGCAAUCCUAAAUCGUUGAGCGAUGCCGUCCACGGCCGCACCAGCUACGGGUCCAAAAGCAUCCUUGAGCAGGCGGGAGAGUACGUGGAAGCAGCGGAAGCCAAUCCGCACAUGUUCAAAGCGCCUCGGGUGGUGUUCCGCUUCCUGAGCAAAAUCGACGACGAGCUGGUUUUCGAACUGGAGCAAGUCGGAGUGACGGUUCUGGUACUGCAAACGUCCGAACCGGUUCCCCGAGCCGAAAUUACCACCGUCACAAAGCUAAAUCUGGACAUCACCACCCUCAUAGCCUACGUAAGCGCCAUGACCAACGGCUCCGCCAACUGGGAGUAUAACGAACCGCUCCUCACGGAACAGGCCCGCUGGGAACGGGAGAAACCAAUCAAACCAGUCCUGGACCAGCUGUUCCACGGGAAGGAUCUGAUCUGCUGCGAAACGGCCGUUUCCUCCUUCAACGAAAUUCUCACAAUUCUGGGUGGACCGAACGAGAAGGCGCGCGCCGAGCAGCUCUUUGAAAUGGUGACCAUCCUGCCGGAUGUCCUCCUACCGGACGAGAUGCGGAACAUCCGCGUGGGCGGAAAAAUCAAACCACGGAGUUUGCAAAUCUUUGCAUUUGGCCUAAGACACGAAGCGAUCACGGUGACGUCUAACGAAGGAUUUGUGCGGGCGGCCAAGAUGCAAGGCUUGGAAGUGCCGGUCUAUGUGCACGAUGCCCGGGCACUGACCGAGGAGAAGGAACGGGGAGCUCGACUGCUGGAGGAAUGAUCGACGGUGGCGCAAAGGAAACGGUUUGGAUUGGAAAUUUGGAAAACAUGUGAUUUUGUAAAAUACUAAUAAAAUUGUGUUCAUUUUGAAUCGGUUAAAUUAUA